CUUUUUGGUAUUUUUUGACACCUUAUUUUCAUUUGGGUGGCUCAAACUUUUCAAGUGUUUUGCUCAUGAAUUUUCCCCACUGUGCUGAACUAUUCAAAGUAAUGAGCAAAACACUUGAAAUUGAUCUUGUUUUGAUUUGAAAUCCAGUUUUGCGACAGCUUCGUCGGAAUUUGCUUCGUUUCCUCAUUUGAAAGUUUUGGAGGUCCGGUGUGUUCGUUUUUCGCAGACCGCUUGAGUUCGCUGCCGCCAUGUUCCAGUCCAGAAAAUUGCCUGCCCGGUUUGUGACCGCGAAGAUGAGCAUCACCAUAAGGCUGUGUCCUCGGGCUCGGGCUCCGUAUGGCCAGCGGAAGGGCUUGGUCUCCCGGGCAGUAGCCAACUUUGAUGAUAAAGUUCCUUUCCGGACCCAUUUGGAAGGAUGCGAAAGAGCUGCAGAUGCCGUACCAGGUAGGCGGUGCCAGUGAUAAACAAGAUUUGGAUGCAUUCAACUCAGGGGCCAUGAUAUGCGUCAUUCGACUGGUCAAGGCACAGUUUGAUUCGAACCACCGCGGUUCUGCAUCAACAAGAAGAUUCCCCAUGGGGCCUCCAUCUCCGCCGGCACCGGUGCUUCACUCACCGACGCUGAGAAACCUCCCAGGAAGCAGUGGUGGCAAACAAACCGAUCCCGACCAGGAAGAAAAAAAUAUUGUGGUUUCGGAAAUAAAUCGAAUUUUCGCGGCGACUUAUCUGACACUACGCUCCGCAAACUGAUCAACUCUAAUUUUGAGUGCAACGAGAUGUUGUGUUGAACGCGAGGUUAAACGUCACUGAAAAACAUUUUGUCGCUCUGGCACCAAACCGAAACGAGCGAUUUCCACUCUCGCCGCACUUUUUCUCUCCGCAUUUUUUUGUCUAACUAAAUAGUAUCAGUGCUUGCGUGUUGUUGUCGUAGGUUUUGGAUGAUGAUGUUGGCCAUUUAUGCAAGUAAAAAAAGUACAUAUUUCCUUUCGUUUUUAAUUAAAUCAGCUAAAAUCCAUCGACAUAAGUUUUCGCCAAUCAAAACAAGAUGGAGGAAUCACAACAAACUUGGCCUACACACUGAUCGAGUAAUACCGAAUUAGGCUAGACAGAAAAAGGCGGAGAGAAAAAGCGCGGUGAGAGUGGAAAUCGCUCAGUUCGAUUUAGUGCCAGAGCGACAAUAACAAA
This is a messenger RNA of Culex pipiens pallens (northern house mosquito), 1182 nucleotides long. RefSeq names its product puff-specific protein Bx42-like. The coding region runs from base 382 to 747 and encodes 121 amino acids. The record is from RefSeq and is a predicted model, not a curated record. NCBI's taxonomy places the organism in Eukaryota, Metazoa, Arthropoda, Insecta, Diptera, Culicidae. The transcript has 2 exons.